Messenger RNA from Osmerus eperlanus (European smelt), 2437 nucleotides. RefSeq lists its product as uncharacterized. Gene Ontology annotation, biological process: endocytosis; modification of synaptic structure; establishment or maintenance of cell polarity. Gene Ontology annotation, molecular function: protein kinase binding; GTPase activity; GTP binding. The transcript is spliced from 12 exons. Gene Ontology annotation, cellular component: dendritic spine. The record is from RefSeq and is a predicted model, not a curated record. Lineage: Eukaryota; Metazoa; Chordata; Actinopteri; Osmeriformes; Osmeridae. The coding region runs from base 902 to 2269 and encodes 455 amino acids.
CUCACAAUAAGGGGUUGUAGCCUUAAUUUGCCUCCCUGUGCUUGGUUCAUGUUAUUUUACCUGUUUUCAAAAUCCACAUUUCCACAUCCAAAUUUGCAUGAAGAAUAUUGUCUGACUUGAAGGUCAAGUCUAGUCUAUUGAGAUGCCCCGUUGCGGUUGAAAUUUACGGCACCUCAGUAGCUCUACAGUAGAACAGUGACAGUGUUGAAGUGAAAACUGGACUUGGACCAAACCUCGCUGCCAACGCCCCCGGCUAAGUAGCGAAACAAGCGGAUGCGUUGAGGAAGAGGUAGGAAAAUCAUAAUUGUAAACGUGGGCGUUAGUUAUUAUUAUCAUCAAUAUAUCGUAGGCUACUUGUAGCCUAAACCUGAAUUUUAAGUAAACCGGAAACAUAAUAUUUUAGAUCCGUGACUGUACGUGGCCGGGUAGCGGUACGUUGGCUAGAUAGCCUUCUCAAGACAAGUGAAUGGCUUGCGUCACGUUUUUUCAUUGAAAAGUGGGCAUAGCAUAGCUAGCUAGCUAGUUAAACGGGUUAGGCUAAAUGUUAUUGGAGCUACUGUUUAGCCAACUGGCUAAGGAUUUUGCUAAUAAUUUAAAUACCUGCUUGUUCGCUAAUGUUACAAUCCCAACGUUUGGCCAGUCUCUGCCCGGGCAGGGGGGUGGAGAGUUGCUUCUGACUGUUUCAGCGGCCCAGAAGGUUAUGGUUAGCUACCUUUUACUACCUAGCAGCCUUGCUUAGUUGCUAUAGUGGUCAUCAUGAAUGGCUUGUCUGGCCUGCAUUGCAGGGCUUUUUCCUGUAGGUAAAAAAUUGCAUUGCGUUUGUAUUAAUCGCAGUGUCCGUUGUCGUGUUUCCACUCACAGUUGAUACUACAGUAACACAGAGAGACUUCCGAAAUCCAGGAUGCAGACCAUUAAAUGUGUGGUGGUCGGUGAUGGAGCCGUGGGAAAAACCUGCCUGUUAAUUUCCUACACAACCAACAAAUUCCCCUCAGAAUAUGUACCUACUGUGUUUGACAACUAUGCAGUGACUGUUAUGAUUGGUGGUGAGCCAUAUACCCUAGGAUUAUUUGACACUGCAGGACAAGAGGACUAUGAUAGGUUACGGCCUUUAAGUUACCCUCAAACAGAUGUAUUCCUAGUCUGUUUCUCAGUAGUUUCACCCUCUUCAUUUGAGAAUGUUAAAGAAAAGUGGGUACCUGAAAUCACUCACCACUGUCCCAAGACACCAUUUCUGUUGGUUGGAACCCAGAUUGACUUGAGAGAUGACCCCUCUACGGUGGAGAAGCUUGCCAAGAACAAGCAGAAGCCAAUUACCCCAGAGACAGCUGAGAAGCUGACCCGUGAUCUUAAGGCUGUCAAAUAUGUCGAGUGUUCUGCCCUUACACAGCGAGGUCUGAAGAAUGUAUUUGAUGAAGCUAUACUAGCAGCUUUAGAGCCACCUGAAACCCAGAGGAAGAGGAAGUGCUAUACUCAGGAGGGGAAUAAGGUUAGGGUUGAAGUGAUUCCAGAAAGCAUGACAACUCCCUCCAUAGCUCAUGCUGGCUCCUCCGUGACUCCUGGUGGUUUUUCUAUGGCUCUUCAGUCUAGCUCUAACACUGAAGAUAGAAGUAAUAUUGUCUGCAACAAUGCUCAAGAUCAUAAUCAGACACCAAAUGAGCACAUUAAAUCUAACAACAUGUUGACCAAGCUUAAUGAGUACAAUAAGAUAAGGAUAAAUAUGCUUGGCAGUGGAUCUGUGGGAAAGUCCUGCAUGGUUUCUACAUUCCUAACCAACAGAUUUCCCUCUGAAUAUGUACCAUCAGUUUUUGACAAAUACGUAAAAGACAUUGGUGAUGAAGGUUGUUUUGGCUCCCUUGAAAUACAGGAUAUAACAGGUUUGUCUGACUAUGACGAUCUACGAAGAAUAAGUUACCCUCUGACAGAUGUUUUCCUAGUCUGUUUUUCAGUGGUUUAUCCUGGUUCAUUUAAGGACGUGGACAUGAAAUGGGUACCUGAAAUCAAUCACUAUUGUCCUGGGACACCUUUCCUACUUGUCGGAACUCAGAUUGACCUAAGAAAAGACCCCCACACAUUGGAGAGGCUGGCCAAGAACAAACAAAAGCCAAUCAAUUCAGAAAUUGCUAAGAAACUAGCCAGUGACCUGAAGGCAUUCAAAUAUGUCGAGUGCUCUGCCCUUACACAGGAAGGUUUGAAAAAUGUGUUUGAUGAGGUGAUACAAGCUGUACUGAGGAGUCAGCAGUUCAAGAAGAACAAAUGUGUGCUGUCCUAGGCUCAUCCUGUUGUUACCAGACUCCUGUAAAACUAGUUUGAUUCAUACAGGAAAUUAUACUUUGCAGGGAAUACAUACACUCUAUUUCUUUGAUGUAACUUUGCCUUCUGAAAGAAUUGGAACCUGUACAUUUCAUUCACAUUCUACAUAUUUCAUACAUAUUCAUGU